Molecule: messenger RNA, 2534 nt
Organism: Misgurnus anguillicaudatus (oriental weatherfish)
Lineage: Eukaryota; Metazoa; Chordata; Actinopteri; Cypriniformes; Cobitidae
Gene: ranbp3a
Product: RAN binding protein 3a
Biological process (GO): protein export from nucleus
Source: RefSeq, a predicted model, not a curated record
GUCGCUGUGGAUGUCAGCGCAGAGGAUUGUGGGAAAGAGCGGAAGUAAGAUGGCGGCAGGGUUGACAGCUGAGGUGUUGUGUCUCUGAUGGUGAUACUGUACUCAGAACAACUUGAUAUCAUCUUAAGGAGGGAUACAGACUCAGGAUGGCAGAUGAGAACGAGAAACCGGUUGUAGCUUCUUCUGUGUUUGUCUUCCAGAAAGAUAAAGCACAAAAAAGGUCAGCAGAGAGGUCCAGCUCAGAGGAUGGAGAGGACUCUGAUGGUGAUGGCAUUUACUGCCAUGCUGCCAAAAGAGGAAGAAUUUCACCUUUCACACAUUCUGUGUCUAAGAAUAAUACUAUCAUGCCGUCCAAUAUCAGUCAGUCACCAACGUCAAACUCUGACUCAGAACCUGAGGAGAAGACAGUGGGGUUUCGCCUAAAGCCCCCAACGCUGAUCCACGGGCAGGCGCCGAGUGCUGGAGUCCCCAGUCCUAAACCCAAAGAAGCGCAACGCAGUAUCCUGCGACCACCUGUCCUGCAGCCUCCUCCAACCAGAACCCCGCCUCAGAGCGAUACAAGCUCAAAUGGAUUGAAUGAGCCCUCAGAUGCAGACUCGUGUACUGCUGCACAGGAUAACCAGCCGUCAUCUAAGAACAGCAAAAGCUUUGAUGAAAAGGCAAGCAGCAAAUCUGAAGGACAUGACGCUCCUGUCGAAACCACAUUUGUGUUUGGACAAAAUAUGAAGGAACGAGUAAAGGUGGAUAGACGUUCAUCUAAGGAUAAUUGUCCUUCGGCCAAAAAGGAAACAAAUUACUUCUUGCAGUACAUCACUUCCAGCACACAGAAAGCCGACGACAGCGAUGCCAAAAGCGCAAAGUUUGUUUUUGGCCAGAACAUGUCAGAUCGAGUCCUGACACUGCCGCAGUUCAGCGCAGAACCAGCAGGAGGCAGCAGAGACCAGCAGUCGGACGUCAGCCUAUUCGGACAGAUUCUCACCUCACACGAUCAAAACUUGGAGAAGGGUGACAGCACGAAAGAUUCUCUGGAGGAGUCUGCGGCACGUCACGAAGCCCACAAAACCCAAAAGUGUUUAUUGGAGCGGGUGGAGGUGAAGACGGGAGAGGAGUCGGAGAGUAACGUGCUACAGAUGCAGUGUAAGCUGUUUGUGUUUGAGGUGGUCUCUCAGUCAUGGGUGGAGAGAGGAUGUGGAGUGCUCCGACUCAAUGACAUGUCAUCCGCUGAUGACGGCAUGCUACAGUCCAGACUGGUCAUGAGGACUCAAGGAAGUCUUCGAGUGAUUCUCAACACAAAGAUCUGGCCUCAGAUGCAGGUGGAUAAAGCCAGUGAGAAAAGUCUCAGAAUUACGGCCAUGGACACAGAGGAGCAGGGUGUUAAAGUCUUCCUCAUCGCUUCUAGCUCUAAGGAUGCUGCGCAGCUGUUUGCAGCGUUACAUCAUCGCACCCUGGCACUGCGGAGCACCGGCGGGCAGGAGUCGGAAGGGCAGCCGGCUGUCCCUGAGGGUGGUGAAGUCGCCCGCUUCAGUGACGAUGAUGCGUCCCGCACGCCCCCCUCCACAGCUACACCCGCAUCAGGUAAUCCAGAAGCAGGUGUGUGUCCAUCCACAGGGGACACAAAGUGCUGAAUCUGCUGCUUAUCUCAAUCCCACAAUGCCUCACUGGAAGGCCCUCUAGAAAAUACUAUGCAGGUGAAUCUCUCUAAACUCCUGCUUUUUUAUUUCAUUUUUAACAGCAAAAAAGGACUACACACAUAAAACGCUCUCUGCAUCAUCAUAUUGAUGAGAAGGAGAGACUCUUAUUGUUUCAUUCAACGGCCACAUUAUAAUUUUAAAUGUGAACUUCUUAGUUUGUGCGUUUCGGAUUCAUGCAGUACAUGUUUAUUUUUACAUCUCGUGUUUCAUCACAGUUCUGCUCUGUUCCUUCUGCAUCUGUAAAAUCAUCUCUUACCUCCUCCUGCAAUGCUUUAGAUCUUCUCAGAAUGACCUCAGUUAAAUCAUGAGAUGUAUAUUACUCCAUACAGCGCUGUGAAACAGCAAAACAGAUGUUUCUGCACUUAUCUUGAGUUUUAUAAAUACUUCACAAUCAGAAGCUCUGAUUAAGAUAAGACCUUAUUCGUUUUCUUCACAUUUCCUCUCUUUAUUUAACAUCUGCCGCACUUAAACAUCAUUAUGGGGUGGCGGUACUUCCUGUUAUUUAGCGUAACCGCUAGUUAUUUGAAAAGUGAACCUCACCACACGUGAAACUGUUGUAUAAAUACUACUGUAAUUUAUUCUACACUUCAUGGUAAAUGCAAUAGUACUAUUUCAUACACAGUAUAUUUUUAUGAACAUGUCAUGUAUAUUAAGAGUUAAUGUAGUAUUGUAUAUAAGUUUAGGAUAUAAACUUUUAUAGUGAAAUGUCUUAUUAAUGAUAAUUGUCUGUUACUAGAGCUACAGAUUGUUUAGUGUGUGCAGUGUUUUUCACCCUGAAUAUUGGUUUACUGUGAAACUUACCUUACUAGAGCAAAACAUUAAAGGGAUAGUUCACCGAAAAAA